AUGGUCGACUACCCGGAUUUCGAUUCGCUGCCUCCUGUUGAGGGCCAGCCGCAGGGAAAUGCCUGGGGAUUCUGGGGCAAGGGCGAUGAGUUGGGAACGUUAAAUCUUUUGACCCCAGAGGUCAUCCGAAACGCAUCUCGAGAGGUGAAGAUCGGGAAGUCCGUUCAGCUUGAUUUGCGAUUGGAUCACUUCGACCAUGGGAUUGCAGGCCGAGAGAGGUUUGAGCAGACCAUUGUGGACUUUAGAGAGAGGAACAAGGGCGGCGAAUACGACAUUGUGGCGCAUGACGACGUGAUUAGAUUCAACACGCAGAGCAGCUCCCAAUGGGACGGUCUUCGCCAUGUGGGACUGCAGAGUUCUGGCGUCUACUACAACGGGAUGAAACAUCGGGAGAUCGAUGAAUCUGGCUCCGGUAAACUGGGCAUUCAAAGUGAGUAUCCAUCCCAUUCCCAUGUGUUUUUCCAGAUUGAACCAACCGGUCACAUUGCAGACUGGGUGGAACAUGGAGGCAUCGUGGGCAGAGGGAUCCUUCUCGACUAUGACAGAUGGCGAAAAGAAACGGGCAAAGAACCCGCAAAGAUUGACUCUCCGUAUCCGAUGACGGUGGACGAGCUCGACGAAGUGGCCAGAUACCAAAACCUCGAGCUGAAAACGGGCGACAUUUUGAUCAUCCGCUCUGGCUUCACAGCGUGGCAUGAUUCCACCCCUUCUGCUGAGCGGGCAAAGUCCUUGGACAGGGGCGCCUUCAUUGGCGUCGAGGCGUCGAUGAAGUCUGCCAAAUGGCUGUGGAACCACCAUUUUGCUGCUGUUGCCGGAGACUCGCUCGGAUUCGAGGUGUGCCCGGCGCCCUUUGGAAGCAAGGACAAGGUCUGCCUUCACGAGUGGUUGUUGUCUCACUGGGGUUGUCCGAUCGGCGAGCUGUGGAAUCUGGAGAAGUUGGCCAAGGUGUGCGCCGAGGCCAAACAAUGGUCCUUUUUCUUCACGAGCGCUCCUCUCCAUGUGUUUGGCGGUGUUGGGACCACUCCCAACGCGAUAGCUAUCUUGUAG
Molecule: messenger RNA, 1047 nt
Organism: Fonsecaea erecta
Lineage: Eukaryota; Fungi; Ascomycota; Eurotiomycetes; Chaetothyriales; Herpotrichiellaceae
Exons: 2
Coding region: 1-1047 (348 amino acids)
Molecular function (GO): arylformamidase activity
Source: RefSeq, a predicted model, not a curated record